GCAGGCAAAAUAAGUAGGCGAGCGCAAACAAAAUCAAAAAAAUACAAAUGACUGCGAAUAUUAUCAAUUUGAAAGCAUCAAUUUGAUUUCACGCAUUGAGCAAGAAGCAUUACAUUUAAAGUAGAGUGCAUAACCAACUCGAUGCCAUCAUGAGCCCCAGCAAACCAAACGAGGAGGCAACACCGAACAUACCAACAACAACAGCAGCGACGUCUGCCAGUGAGACGGAUGCUGAAAUGCUGGACAUGGAUACAGCAGCAGCAGCUGGCGAUAGCGAUGCAGCCGCUCAGGAGGCCGAAGAGCGUGCUGAGCUUCAGCAAUUCAUCAAUGAACUACGCGAGAAGAUCGGAAGCAAGCGGCAGCUGCGGGAUCAGAACUGCAACUUUGAACUGCCCGGUGAUGAGUAUUUUGCGCGCCUCGAUUCCAGCCUCAAAAAAAAUACAGCAUUUGUAAAAAAGCUAAAGCUCUUUACCACCACCCAACUGGAUGGACUGCUGCGUGAGCUAUCGGCCCUGAAUCUAAGCAAAUACAUAUCCGAAAUUUGUGCAGCACUGGCCGAUGCCAAGCUAAAGAUGACCGAUGUGCCCGCUGUGGUAAUGCUAGCCUCAAAGCUCCACUGUACGUAUGCGGACUUUGACGCACAGUUUUUGGAAGCGUGGCAAAAGGCGCUUAAUUUCAAAGCAAAUGAGAAAAUAAACAAUCCAAGCAAAUUGCGCGUUGAUCUGCGUUUAUUUGCCGAACUGGUCAGUUCAGGUGUCAUCCAAAUGAAGCCAGGACUGGCGCAACUAGGCGUGGUGCUAGUGCAGCUAAUUGCACAGGAUAAAGACGAUCAUAGCAACUUCGCCACCAUAUUGUCUUUCUGCCGCCACUGUGGCGAGGAGUACGCUGGUCUUGUGCCACAAAAGAUGCAACAAUUGGCUGACAAAUACGGGUUGGAAAUACCCAAAUCGGACUUUCUGAGUGCCGACAAACAGCAAAACUUGCGCAACAUGCUCAAGGGUUACUUCAAGGCGCUUUGCAAGCACGUGCUAUCCGAGCAGGCGGCGCUGAUGAACAUGACCAAGAACAUUCGCCGAACAAUGGAGUGCAAAGGUGAAAUUAGCCAAGAAAAGCGCGAAAAAUGCGAGCAGAUGCAGUCAAGCUUCGACAAACUGCUCGCCUCCGCUCAAGCGCUUUCCGAGCUGCUAGGCGAGCCCCUGCCAGAGUUAACCAAGGAAUCCGAGGGCUGCAAUCCGGGCACUGUGAUUGACAACAUGCUAGAUAGCGCAACUUUUGGAACGCUAGAUCCGUGGGGGGAUGAGGAGACGCGUGCAUUUUACACUGAUUUACCCGAUUUGCGUCAAUUCUUGCCCAACUUUUCGGCACCCAAAGUGGACCUGGAAACGCUCGAGGAGCCCAGUGAACUGACUGAGGAGGCCAUUGAUGCUAAUAUUGAUGCGGAGCUGGAUAUGGAUGAUCCGCCUUCAGUGGCCAGCGAUACGGCACUUGAAAAAGAACAAGAGGAACAAGCUGCUGCUGCUGCUGCUGCUACAACAACAACAAGCAAUGCUGAGGCGGCAGCAGCAACGACAGCAACUGUUGCUGCUGCUGCUGCUGCGGCUGUGCCCAGUGAUAAGAAAAUGGGAAGCGCUCUCAUGGAGCUGGGUCGUCAGCAGCAACAACAAUUGCCCGCAAAUCAAGCAUCGCAAUCACAGACGCAGCAGCUACGCCAGCAAUUUGAUGUCUUCCUUUCGAAUUUGUUCAACUGCGUCAACAAGGAACUCAUCGACUCGGCGGCCAUUGAAUUUCUGCUUAACUACAAUACGAAGCAUCAGCGCAAGAAGCUGACGCGGACAAUUUUUAGCGUGCAACGCACUCGUCUGGAUAUAUUGCCAUAUUUAUCGCGCUUUGUGGCAAUUGUGCACAUGUGCAACACAGAUGUGGCAGCGGAUUUGUCAGAGCUGCUGCGCAAGGAACUCAAAUGGCAUAUACGCAAGAAGAACCAACUGAACAUUGAGUCGAAGCUGAAAAUCGUGCGCUUCAUAGGCGAAUUGGUCAAGUUUGGGCUCUUCAAGAAGUUCGAUGCGCUGGGCUGCUUGAAAAUGCUGCUGCGUGACUUUAUGCACCACCACAUAGAGAUGGCCUGCGCCUUGGUGGAGGUCAGCGGCGUUUAUUUGUACAAUUGCCGCGAUUCGCGGCUGUUGAUGAACGUAUUUCUGGAUCAAAUGCUGCGCAUGAAAACAGCCACGGCCAUGGAUUCGCGGCAUGCGGCGCAAAUUGAAAGCGUUUACUAUUUGGUGAAGCCGCCGGAGUCGGCCAAACGCGAAAUACAACCACGACCAGCGAUGCAUGAAUAUAUACGCCAUCUAAUCUUUGAGGAGCUCUGCAAGCAGAAUGUCGAGCGUUGCAUUAAAAUGCUGCGACGCAUCAAUUGGGCAGAUCCCGAAAUCCACAGCUAUACCAUCAAGUGUCUGAGCAAGGCGUAUUUGUUGCGCUUUCCGCUUAUACGCUGCCUGGCCGAUUUGGUCUCCGGUCUGAGCUCCUACCAGCCCCGUGCGGUGGCCAUUGUCAUUGACAAUGUGUUCGAAGAUAUACGCGCCGGCCUGGAAAUACAUUCACCCAAAAUGUCGCAACGUCGCAUUGCCAUGGCCAAGUAUUUGGGCGAAAUGUACAAUUACAAGUUGGUGGAGUCUACACAUAUACUCAAUACGCUGUAUUCCAUAAUAUCGCUGGGUGUAACAUUGGAUCAGCAAGUGCUCUCGCCGCUGGAUCCGCCCGAAAGUCUGUUUCGUCUUAAGCUCGCCUGCAUGCUCCUGGACACCUGUGCGCCCUAUUUCACCAGCCAGGCCACGCGCAAAAAAUUGGACUAUUUUCUGGUAUUCUUUCAACAUUAUUAUUGGCACAAGAAGUCGCAUCCGGUGUUUAGCAAGCAGGAGAACAAUUCCGAUUUGUUUCCCAUAUUGGUGGAUCAUACCUAUCGCGAUUGUCUGGCUGGCGUGCGGCCCAAGCUGAAGCUCUACAAGAGUCUGGAGCAGGCCAAGGAAGCUAUUGAUCAGCUGCAAGAGAAACUGUAUCCACAGCUCAAGGAGCUUGCCAAUAAUACGCAGGAUAAUAAAGACUUGGGCACCAUUAGCGAAAUUAGCGAGCUGGACGAAGGCGUGACAGACGAUGACAGCUCAAAUGAGCAGCGUGAACGCCAGGCGGCUGGCUCGGAGGCGGAUCAAAUGAACGAUUGGACUGAGUAUGAAAUGGAGCCGGCGCCAGCACCAGCGCCGCCGGAGAAAUCCAAAGAGGACAUUGAGUUCGAGCAGAUGUAUGAGAAAAUGACAAGCGAUUCGUAUCAGGAGCGCUUGAAAGAACCGCCCAUCAAGUCCACCAACAAGGAUAUACCUGUGCCCAUGAUGGCCCGCCUGCAAAAGAAAUCCUACGAGCAGCUCAAUGGCUCACAGAUCUCAAAGGGCAAUGCUGCUGCUGUGGCUGCAGCGAUUGAUGCCACCAACAGCAGCAGUAGCAGCAGUCUGCCAGCUGAUGCCGCCGCCACCGCCGCUGCCACUUCCGCUGCCUGUGCGAGUGAAACUCCCUGCGCCGCUACAGAGGCGGCGAGCAAAGGCAGCGGCGCUGUGCCGUUUGUGCUGAUGGUGCGCGGCAACAAGGGCGGCAAGCAGCAAUUUAAAUCAUUUGUGGCGCCCUCCGACUCACAGCUGGCCAUCAAUCUGAAGGUGCAGGAGCAGAAAACGCGCGAGGAGAAGGAGAAAGUGAAGCGUUUAACGCUCAACAUAACCGAACGCAUCGAGGAGGAGGACUAUCAGGAGUCCUUGUUGCCGCUUCAGCAGCGAAACUUUACACAGAGCUACUAUCAGAAGCCCAACAAGAACAAGUUCAAACACCAGAAGGGUGCACCCGAUGCUGAUCUGAUCUUCCACUAAGUCAAAUAGUUUUUUCUACUAUCCAAUUGUACCUUGUGACAACGACCGACAGAGCGAGCGAGCAAGAGAGAGAGAGAGAGAGACAGACAGAGAUAGAGUGAGAGCGCGAGUGCAGGAGAGAGAAAGGGAGACAAAUCUCAGCAAACUGCCACGCCCAUGCCCUGCACUCUCACCACCCAUCUACCCACUCCUCCCCACACUUGCUUUGCAUGGACUCUCUCGACCAGAGUCCAAUACCUUAUGCAUGUAUACACAGCAAUUGUUUGCCCAAUAUUUCAAAUACAUACAUAUAAACACAUUUGCAUACAAAGUAUAUUUACUGUGGAAUGUACUUAAAUGUUCAAGUUGUCCAUGCCCACAAUUCUGGCGUCGUUUUUAUUUCCUGGCGAAACAUGGCGCGCAUGUAAGAAAAUAUAUAUGUUAACAUUUAUUUUAUCACCAUCAUGUACAUAGAGCUACAAAGAUUUUAAUAAUUCAUAGAGAUUAUCUAACUGCGCCCCCCCCCCCAGACUUGUGUUAAGGCAACAUUUGUUUGUUGUUUUU
Messenger RNA from Drosophila busckii, 4448 nucleotides. RefSeq names its product regulator of nonsense transcripts 2 (gene Upf2). The record is from RefSeq and is a predicted model, not a curated record. The transcript has 4 exons. Gene Ontology annotation, biological process: nuclear-transcribed mRNA catabolic process, nonsense-mediated decay. NCBI's taxonomy places the organism in Eukaryota, Metazoa, Arthropoda, Insecta, Diptera, Drosophilidae. Gene Ontology annotation, molecular function: RNA binding; protein binding. Gene Ontology annotation, cellular component: exon-exon junction complex; cytoplasm. The coding region runs from base 150 to 3905 and encodes 1251 amino acids.